Molecule: messenger RNA, 5925 nt
Organism: Orcinus orca (killer whale)
Lineage: Eukaryota; Metazoa; Chordata; Mammalia; Artiodactyla; Delphinidae
Gene: POLR3G
Product: RNA polymerase III subunit G
Exons: 8
Coding region: 2197-2847 (216 amino acids)
Biological process (GO): transcription by RNA polymerase III; cell population proliferation
Cellular component (GO): RNA polymerase III complex
Source: RefSeq, a predicted model, not a curated record
GUGAAAGGGCCCCCAGUACUUGUAAUAGGGAGGUGGUUUUUUUUUAAUUAAUUAAUUAAUUAUAUUUAGUUUUGGCUGCGUUGGGUCUUCGUUGCUGUGUGGGCUUUCUCUAGUUGCAGUGAGUGGGGGCUACUCUUCAUUGCAGUGUGCAGGCUUCUCAUUGCGGUGGCUUCUCUUGUUGCGGAGCACGGGCUCUAGGCGCGUUGGCUUCAGUAGUUGUGGCACGCAGGCUCAGUAGUUGUGGCUCAUGGGCUCUGGAGCGCAGGCUCAGUAAUUGUGGCUCACGGGCUUAGUUGCUCCAUGGCAUGUGGGAUCUUCCCGGACCAGGGCUCGAACCCGUGUCCCCUGCAUUGGCAGGCGGAUUCUUAACCACUACGCCGCCAGGGAAAUCCCUGGGAUUUUAUUAAAACCUAGAGAAGAGACAGUUUCAUAAGGAUGGAGGCAAUAAUGAGUGGUAUGCUUUGGAAGUUCAAGAGCAUGAACAAGGGAAAAAGUCCUGUGGAUUUUGCCAUUGACGACCAUUAGGGACCUUUGCAUUUCAGCAUCUGCCUGAGUAUAGUUCCCAUCACAAGUAAGAUAAAAGCCAAACCCUUUACCAUAGCUCACUCAGGGCUCCACAAGAUCUGGUCUUAACCAGACUCUCCUUGUUCCUCACCAGCUGCAUGAGCUUCAUGUUCCUCAGACGCUCCCAGCUUGUGGCUUCCUCCUUUGCCUCUGUUCUUCCUUCUGUCCAUAGCCAUCUUCACCUCAUUCCUUCAUCUUGAAGCUCACAGCCCCCCUCCAGCACCCUGCUCCGAUUUAUCCUCCACAGAAAGACUUCCCUUGUGUGAAAAAGUCAGUACCAUACCCCUUUGUUAUUCUUUACCCCUUUACCAUGAUUUAUUUUUCUUCAGAGCUGUACUGAUUUCCUAGGGCUGCCAUAACAUAUUUCCACAAAUUGGGUGGCUUAAAACAACAGAAAUUUAUUCUCUCACAGUUUUAGAGGCCAGAAGUCUGAAAUCAAGGUAUUAGCAGAGUUUGUUCCUUCAGGAGGCUCUGAGGAAGAAUCUGUUCAGUGCCUCUCUUCCAGCUUCUGUGGUUCCUGGCACUCCUUGGUGUUCCUGGGUUGCUGCUACAGCACUCAGGUCUGUGCCUGCAUCUUCACAUGAUGUUUCCCCUGUGUGUGUCUCUCUCUGUCCAGAUUUCCCCCUUAUGAAGGCACCAGUCAUUAGGAGGGGGCUCACCCUUAUCUCAUAUGACCUCAUCUUAAUUCGAUUUCAUCUUCAAAGAGUUUAUUUCCAAAUAAGGAAGGUGACAUUCACAGGUCCCCGGGGGGUUAGGACUUCAACACAUUUGGGGGUGGGGGGACAUAAUUCAACACUAUAGGAGCACAUAAUAUUAUGCUACAUACUUAUGCUUGUUUGCGUUCUUUCAUCCACUGGGAUAUAAGCCCUGAAGGCAGGGACUUGGUUUUGUUCAGUGCUCUCUGAGUCCUACCACAGUGCCUGGAAUGCUCAAUAUUAGUUGGAUGAAAUUGGCCCACAUGAAGUAGAGGAUGAUUUGGAUAAUGAGAAAAUGGGAAAAGCUGGUUAAAAAGACUCUUCAUUCAAGAAGUUUAGCAGGAUGAAAAAGGACCACAGUAAUGGUUAAAUCAACUUUAAGGAUUUCAAACAGUGAAGCUUAGGCCACACUUGUGAGCCACUUUUUCCAUGAGAUGGUUACCCGAGUCCAGGGAUUACCUUUCAGCUCUGCAAGAGAAGAAAAUUAAUUUAGCAGCUUCCCCAGGUACAGGAGAACUGACUCAUGAUAACCAAACUAAAAAGAAAUGGAUUUGUAGGCCAGAAUGCCAUGUAACUAUUAAGAGUGUCUCAAUAGUUAGGAUUGAUUUUUCUGCCAAGGGCAGUACAUUCACUAAUGGUAAUCAGUUUAUACACCCGAAGGUUUCUUGAUAAAUAUGAAAGUUUAGAGUCAGCAGAGUUGAUAUUUCUCAAGGGAUAUUCCAUCAAGCAACGGCAGCUGAUAUACUCUCUUUUGUAGGGUGGGUUUUCCUUAGAGUGAGGGUGUGAGCUCUUCUGCUCAGCAAUUUUUGUACUUGGGAGACCUGCUUUCUAUAGGCUCAGCAUAUGUUUUAGUGUCUCCACAAUUGAAGCAAGGCCAUUUGGAUAUUUUCCCUCUCUUAGUGUGGACAAACGGAAUGAGCUUGGUAAUUAAAUUCUGAUGGCUGGGAAUAAAGGAAGAGGACGUGCUGCUUACACCUUUAAUAUUGAGGCAGUUGGAUUUAGCAGAGGUGAAAAGUUACCUGAUGUAGUAUUGAAGCCACCCCCACUAUUUCCUGAUACAGAUUAUAAACCAGUGCCACUGAAAACAGGAGAGGGUGAAGAUUAUGUGCUGGCCCUGAAACAGGAGUUGAGAGAAACAGUGAAAAGAAUGCCUUAUUUUGUAGAAACACCUGAAGAAAAACAAGAUAUUGAAAGAUAUAGUAAAAGAUAUAUGAAGGUGUACAAAGAAGAGUGGAUACCAGAUUGGAGAAGACUCCCUAGAGAGUUGAUGCCAAGAAAAAAAUGCAAAAAAGCAGGCCCCAAAUCCAAAAAGGCAAAAGAUACAGGCAAAGGCACUUCACUCACUAAUACUGCAGAUGUAUUGAAGAAAAUUGAGGAAUUGGAAAAGAGAGGUGAUGGUGAAAAAUCAGAUGAAGAAAAUGAAGAGAAAGAAGGAAGCAAAGAGAAAAGUAAAGAAGGUGAUGAGGAGGAGGAUGACAAUGCUGCAGAACAAGAGGAAUAUGACGAAGAAGAGCAAGAAGAGAACCCUACAAAGAGAAAAACUCAAAAGAAUUUAGAUUUUCUGAAAAGUGAGACAAUUCCAGUGUAAUUUUCUGAUAUGACCUGACUUACAAUACAAGCUACAGACAAAGCAAGGAAGCUUUCUGCAGAAUACUCUUUUUUUCUUUCCUUUCUUUAAACCAUUUUCUUGAGAUAUAAUUCAUGUACCAUACAAUUCAUCCAUUUAAAAUGUACAAUUCAAUGGUUUUGAUAUAUAACGUUAUUAAUGUUGAAAGGUAAUAGUAAAAUAAAUAUAGCAUAAAGUUUGCCAUUUUAAUCAUUUUGAAGCAUCAGUUCAGUGGCAUUAAUUACAUUCACGAUGUUAUAUAUCAUCAUGAUCCACUUCAAAAACUUUUUCAUUACCUUAGCCAGAAACUGCAAAGAGUACUCAUAUGCAUUUCAGUAUGAGUUGAAAUUCCUGUGGCUGUAUGAAAUUGUUUAAGUUAAGAAAGCUGACUGGAUAUUUGGAACGUAAAGCCCUCCAAACUUAAGUCUAAGGCUGCUGGCAACGAUGUCUGUUUUAAGUAGACAAGCACCCACGCAUACAUAUACUUUGCAAGGCCCUGUGUGAUCUCCAAACAUAGCAUCAGUCAAACCUCUCUUCCCACUGGGCUUGACUUUCCCACCCAUGUGGGGAAUAGACAGCGGGAGCUUUGUUUGCAGUGGCUUUGUUUCCUUGCAGCCAUUGGUAAAAUAAACAUUACCUCAGUUUGAAGAAGUUCUUGGUAGAACUUGGGAGUCCUGGGAUAGCAGAUCCUAUGGCCCAACCCCGAUGACGUCAUAAUUUUAUCUGGUGUAGACUCGCCCCACUGAAGAUAAUUGCAUCACAGCGUCCUGUGUGGAUCCUCGUAGGACUGGCUUAGGUCAGAAGAUGUUAAAUGGGAGACUCCUUGGGUCUGGGAAGAUGUAUAAAGGAGGAAUACUGAAGAGAACCUUGCCCUCUCUCACAUUAGCCUGCCCUAUAUGUCAAUGAAGCUUCAAAGACAUUUCAGGGUCUCACCGGGCAGAUCCAUACAUGUGAAAAUUUCUCAUUUCAUUGUUGGACAGUAUUGAUGAGCUCUACACUGAAUUUAGCCCCGUGAUAACUGAAAAUACACACAGGGAGUAUUUAGAUUGAGAAAUCAGACUCAUUUUGUGACCCUAUCCACUUGAAACUUAUGUGAUUAUAAAAAAAAUGUGAAGAAAUCUCAGUAUUUGAAAAUAGAAAAGAUGAGUUUUACAAUUUUGUAUUUGUUGAAGGGGGAAAGUGGACCUUAAUAAACAGAAAGAUUUAGUAGUUAACAUGCUUGUCCUGGUUCUUAUUAAUUAUGCCUCUAGAUGGGAUAUAUAAAAAUGGAAUUUAAGGAAUCAUAUAUUAAAGAUUUAAAGGUUUUCUAUCAAAAGAAAAUCUCUCCUCCCUGCCCUCCUCCCCCAUAUCGCCCAGGAAAUUAGAUAUUUGAAUUCAGCAUUUGACAAGCUUACCACAGUCCACAGAAUGUUUUUAGAAACUUUAAAUUCUUUUUCACUGUAUUAUCAGGCAAGUAAAUGUAAGCUUAUUACAAGAUAAUUAUGCAAAGAGUGGAAACCUUAUAGUCUAUCCUCAUAAAUAAAGUGUCGACAGAAAUCAUAAUCUUGACCCAAAUAGAACUUGAUAUUAGGAACGAAGGAUUUGUUUGCCUUGCUUGCUCCCAAACCUCAAGUAAUAAAUCUCAAAAGCUUCAAUAUUGAUUCAACAAAAUGAAUGGCUGAGUCACACAGAACGACUCUGACAAGUGGACAAAUGCUGCCAUGGCGACAUUUUGAUAUGCAGUGUGGUUACUGAGCUUUGCUGGUUUCUUCCCCUGCCAUUAAAGCAAAAUGACAAACCACGGGAAGUACCACACACAGCGUGCCUAAACCAGAGGCAACUAGGAAAAAAGAUUUAAUUAGCUGUUCUUAAAGGAUUAAAAAUUCCAUACACAUUUGUAUCUAAUUUAUGGGCAAAUUCCUUUUAAAAUAUGAGAAAAACUGUUCUGAGACAUGCUUCUUGUUAAGAAAUAGAAAUUAUUAUUAAUGUAAAAAAAGUCUCAGAUAGCAUUUUCUGUAAAUGUUUUGUAAACAGAUUUCUUGAGGAAAAAACACUUUUAACUUGGCAAGAUAAAGUUUUAAAAUAUUUUCUACAGCACAUAAAAUUGUACUUAAUUCAUUCUUUGCCAAAUAAUGGAAUAGAUAUUGCAUAUGGCCAUAAUAAAAAACGGUAUAUAUGGCCAAAUACUACUACUGUGUAUAUUUAGAUUUAUAAGGAGGUGAGACUAUUUGUUAGAAAGUGAUAUGUAUGCUCAGCUAUUACUUGAUCUUAAUGUUCAUUUGAUGGAGCUAUUUAGCAAUUACAUAUAUAUUCUAUUCUUUAUUGGUAUAAAAUAUACACAGAUAUAUUAAAGACAGAUGCCAUCAUAUCAUAGCAAUGAAAAGAAAUUGUUUAAAAAUUUUAAUGGGAAAAUGCUUUUAAAUAUAUAAUUAUAAAUUUGCAAAAUUAUUUAUGUAUAAUUACCAUAGUGCUUUCAAUAUUGGAUUGGUUAACUCACAAGAGAAACUUUGUCAACUACAUCUAAAAUAGAGCUAGAGUAGGAAAUCAUUGUUUUUAUUUCAUUGCUUUUCUGUCAGUUAUUGAAAUCUCACUAUGUACCAGACUUCACUCUCUCUUUCAAUCCACACACAAGUCUGUACAGUAGGUAUUAUAAAAAAACCUCCAUUUUGCAGAUAAGGAAAGUAAAAGUGUGAAAGACUAAUAAAUUUAUGUUUGCUUGACCUAGUUAUGUUACAUUACCCCUUGGCAUCAUCUGGACCUAACUAUGAGAAAUGCUUUUAUUUUUGUUCUUCAAUGCCUUUAUUUUUAUUUUUUUUUAAAUAAAUUUAUUUGUUUAUUUUUGGCUGCAUUCGGUCUUCAUUGCCGUGCGCGGGCUUUCUCUAGUUGUGGCGAGUAGAGGGCUACUCUUCAUUGCGGUGCACAGGCUUCUCAUUGCGGUGGCUUCUCUUGUUACAGAGCACAGGCUCUAGGCACACGGGCUUCAGUAGUGGUGGCUCCCGGGCUCUAGAGCACAGGCUCAGUAGUUGUGGCACACAGGCUUAGUUGCUCCGCGGCAUGUGGGAUCUUCCUGGAUCAGGGCUC